Molecule: messenger RNA, 2155 nt
Organism: Salpingoeca rosetta
Lineage: Eukaryota; Choanoflagellata; Craspedida; Salpingoecidae
Exons: 9
Coding region: 258-1925 (555 amino acids)
Biological process (GO): transport
Molecular function (GO): transporter activity
Source: RefSeq, a predicted model, not a curated record
CGGCAGACUACCAACGCUGCUGACACCCAAGCGAGCAAGACCACAGCGACACGCAUCCCUUCCCCACACCAUCACCUUCGCCUUCAACACCAUCAUACGCACAUACAGACACAGACACGCGCACUAAUCCUUUGUGCUUGCUGGCAAGAAGAUAGCGUUUACGACAAAGGGGGAGGACCGGUGCAGGCGGACGGUGCAGCCAGACGAUAAAGGACAAGGGAGCAAGGGUCGAGCACAGACGGAAGUGUGUUGUUGUGAUGGGCACGUUUGUGCUGUCCGAGACAGCAUGGGUGGUUGCAGGCGCCUUUGCAUGGCUCAGCUUUGGCAUCACCUGCCAUCAAAUCUACAAGCACCUGUUUCACUGGUCGCGCCCAGAGUAUCAGAAAUGGAUCUGCCGCAUCCUGUUCAUGGUGCCCAUCUAUGCGCUUGGGUCCUGGCUCUCGCUGCGAUUCUCCGCAUGGUCCGUCUACUUUGACACCGUGCGGAACAUGUAUGAAGCGUUUGUGAUCUACAGCUUCUUGUCCUUGUGUUUCGCCUACCUUGGCGGCGAAGCAGCCAUGGUCCACGCCCUCUCAGGACAAUACCACAAGCCAUCGUGGUGGACCAUGACGUGCUGUCUCCGGCCGUUUCCAUACAGCAUCUUCUUCUUGCGCGUGUGCAAGCAAGCCACGCUCCAGUUCUGCGUUGUGAAGCCUGUCACCUCCAUCAUCACCAUCAUCCUCGAAGCAAAGGGGCUGUACUCUGAAGGGGACCUGUCCCCUGACCGCGGGUACCUGUACAUUGCCAUUGUGUACAACGUGUCCAUCUUCCUCGCCCUCACCGCCCUCAUGGUCUUCUACGCGGCGACAAAGGACCUCCUCAAACCGCACAAGCCCGUCCUCAAGUUUGUGGUCGUCAAGAGCGUUAUCUUCCUCGCCUUCUGGCAGGGCGUGAUCCUCGCCAUCGCCGAAUCCGCCGGUGUCCUCUACAGUGAUGACAAGGUCAAGCCAGGGCAGGUUGCCGCAGCGUACCAGAGCUUCAUCAUCUGCAUUGAGAUGUUCUUCGUGUCGCUGCUGCACCUCUUUGCCUUCAGCUGGCGCCCCUUUGUUGUCGACUCGACCCGUUCCGUCGACCGAGCACGCAUCUUCGCCCGCGUCUCCUCCAGCCUCAAAUCGACCCUGAACCCAAAGGACAUUGUGCAUGACACAAUUCGCAACUUCUCCGCCAAAUACAACGAAUACCACCAGACGGAAUUUGACGACUCGGACUACGCGCACCACGUGCAGUCUGACAGCGAGAUGAUGGAGAUGGAGGUGGCGUGGACGGAGACGCGUGGUGACAGCAGCGACCGCAACGGCCACGCGCUCGCUCGUGGUGGCGAUGGUGGCGAUAGUGGCACGUGCAAUGGAGGAAGUCACCACCACCAGCACCAGCAUCUCCGCCACCGACACGACCCUGCGCGGCGCAGCAACUCUGCGGCGAGUGACAGCGGUGGCGGCGACGGUGAGCUGUUGGGCGAUAUCACAACCAAUGCGCACGCCAAGGCCCAGCAUGGGUCACAGCAUGGGUCACAGCAUGGGUCAGGUGUGGGUGAGAAGAGUCGGCGGCGCGUCGGCUUCACCGGCGUGGAUGAGACAAUUGCCGAUGGUGAGAGAAUACGGCAUGCGGGUGAUGGUUCUGGUGCGGAUGGUAGCAGCACUGCCAAGGGUGAUGGCGGCGGUGGUGGUGGUGGUGGUGGUGAUGGCAAGGACGCUGGCGUUGGUGAAGAGGAGGCGCCUGCUGAGCGCGCGACGCUGGUGGCGGGCGAUGGUGCACCCUUGUCAUCGCCGUCAUCAUCGCGGCAAGGGAAGGUGGCGUGGCUGCGGUCACCGCUCCGGUCUGUCCAUCGCAACCCGGGCGAGGAGGAGCUGUCCUUGAUUGGACACGACGCUGCCGAGCCCGCGUGAUGUGCGUGUGUGUUUGUGUGCGUGCGCGCGCGCGCGUGUGUGUGUGUGUGUGUAUCAGAUGGUUGAGUGCUCUAGCUCUGCAGUUUGUGCUUCUUGUUGGAUCUCUCUCUCUCUCUCUCUCUAAUCGAUCUUCAAUCAAUUUCAAUUCGCAAAUGUUACUUCACCAUAUCUCUCCCAAUACAAGAAAGACGACAACGCCAAACUGCGGGUGUUGGUUAGUUGUUCCCACC